This is a messenger RNA of Drosophila grimshawi, 1890 nucleotides long. RefSeq names its product protein jim lovell. The coding region runs from base 103 to 1791 and encodes 562 amino acids. Gene Ontology annotation, biological process: regulation of transcription by RNA polymerase II. Gene Ontology annotation, molecular function: protein binding; DNA binding. Gene Ontology annotation, cellular component: nucleus. The record is from RefSeq and is a predicted model, not a curated record. NCBI's taxonomy places the organism in Eukaryota, Metazoa, Arthropoda, Insecta, Diptera, Drosophilidae. The transcript is spliced from 2 exons.
UUAAGGAAACGCAUCCGCAACAUUUGAGCUGGAAGAGAACACAAAGAAGAACAACAAUAGCAACAAAUUUGAGCAACAGCAACAGCGACAAGGAGAAGAACGAUGAGCGCUUCCACACAGGAGUUCUGCGUGAGAUGGAACAGCCAUUUGGGGAGCAUUGGAGCCGCCUUUCCGCAGCUGUUGGCCGGCCAAAGGUUCGUGGAUGUGACACUGGCGUGCGAGGGCCAUCAGGUGCACUGCCAUCGUCUGGUGUUGGCCGCCUGUUCGACAUACUUUGAGGCGAUACUCGCCGAGAAUCCGUGCAAGCAUCCGGUCAUCAUAUUGCCCAGCGAGAUCAAAUUGUGGGAAAUACAGGCACUGGUCGACUUCAUGUACAAAGGUGAGGUGAAUGUGACGCAGGCGGGUCUUGGCCAGCUUUUGCGCUGUGCCGAACAGUUGCGCAUCCGUGGCCUAUACGGUUCCGAGGCGGCAAUCAACUACAAUCAGCUGCAACAGAUGCGGCACGAUGCACUUGCCCAGGAGACGGCAACGACGGCGACAACAGCAACAGCAGCAGCAGCAGCAACAACAACAACAGCAGCCGCAGCAGCAACGGGAACAGCAGCAGCGAAUCUGAAGCAGGAGGCGACAGUGUUGCUGCCAGCCAAACAGGAAUCUCAUCAACAGCAGCAGCAAAAGCAGCAGCAGUUGCAUUUGGAGAACACAGAAAUCGAGGACACGAUCACAAACUCAACAGCAACGACGACGAGCACAACCGCCAAGCAGCAACAACAGCAGCAACAGUUGCUGCUGCAACAGCAACAGCAAUUGCAACAGAAGGAGCAAAGACAGCGCCAGCAGACAAACGGCAACAAUACGCUGCAAUUGCAAUUGCUACAGCAGCAGCAACAACAUUUAAUUCAAGCCAAUGCUGGUGGCUCCUCGGCAGCAGCCUCCAACAAUUCAAAUGCACCCACCGAGGAUGACUCGGCGGAUGAUGCGAACAGCAAUUGGAUAUCAUACAACGAGCCGUUCGAUGACUUUCUGCUGGCCAACGACAACAAGCUGAAUGUGCAGCUAUUCCAGCAGCAACAGCAACAACAGCACCAGCAGCAGCAGCAACAACAGCAGCUGCAGCAGCAUCAGCAGCAGCAGCAACAACAAUUGCAAAUGCAGAUGCAACAUCAUUUGGACUCGACGAUUGAGGACGAUCACAAUUAUGUGGCCGCCCACGAUGAGGACAACGAUAGCAGCGGCUUUGUUGCCGCCAACAUUGUGGGCAGCACCAGCGGCGCCCUCGGCGUGCUCUCGCUGAGCAUGGACGCCGAUUUGGAUACGUCGGCGAAUACGUCCGGGUCGUCAUCAUCGCUGAUGCACAGCUCGAUCGAUGGCUACACAUCGUACAAGCGGGUGCGACGCUCGGAGGCAUCGCUCGCCCAGGCGGCCAAGUGUGUGUCGAAGGGGGAAACCUUUCAAACGGUCAGCAACAUGUUCAACAUACCCGUCUCCACCAUACGCUUCUAUAUGGCACGCAAGGGCAUCUUGCCGAAGCGUAAACGCGGACGUGGCGCCUCCCAUGCGGGCAGCACAAUAACAACAACAACAUCAUCAUCAUCGGCAUCGGCAUCAUCAGCGGGCGCAGCAGCAGCAGCAGCUGCCUCAUCAAAUAGCAACGCUGCUGCUGCCAAUGUUGCUGCAGCCGCCUCGCCCCGCUUUGAGGUGGCAACGGCGUCCGGUGUACCGUUCCAUCUGCUCAGCGAUGCGGCGGCCUUCAAGCUGAGCGAGCAGCAGCAGCAGGCGCACAUAAUCUAACCGUGAGGUUGGGCAACGCUUGCAUUUAACGCAUCCUAUUUGUGAAACGAGAGCGAGAGCGAGAGCGGGAGAGAAAGAGCGAGAGCGAGAGCGGGAGAG